This is a messenger RNA of Naegleria fowleri, 1773 nucleotides long. RefSeq lists its product as uncharacterized. Bases 1 to 1773 code for a protein of 590 amino acids. The transcript has a single exon. The record is from RefSeq and is a predicted model, not a curated record. NCBI's taxonomy places the organism in Eukaryota, Heterolobosea, Eutetramitea, Acrasida, Naegleriidae.
AUGAUAUCAUCCACCCGAUCACCUUGCUCUGAGCACCGAAAUGAUGCCACUGAAAAUUGUGUCAUGAUAUGGAUGAUUGAUUUCAAUGAAUUUACUAUUGAAGCAAAUGAUGACUCUCCUCACACCCGAAUUCAUCAUUCCGACCACAACCAAUUGGACACUCUCAGGUUCAUGCGGUUAUUAAAAAGAAAAUUUGAAACACAACAAUUUGGAAAGAAGAAGUGGCUUGAACAUCGAGAAACACAAUUGAUCACACCAAUUCGUGAUUGGCACUUUUUUCCCAUUGAAUUUAUGAAUGAUAAACUUUUCAUUCUGGAGUAUGUUAAAAAGCAUGGACAAGGAAUAUACUAUGCAUCUCGUGAAUUGAAGAACGAUAGGACCUUUCUGUUAGAGGUACUGCCAUACAGCGACGAAGAAGUUUUGCAUUGUGCGAAUUGCAAAGUAUUUGAUCGUGAAUUCUUACUGGAAGCCGUUAAACAUUCUGGUCAUGCCUUAGAAUUCGCAACUCAUGAAUUGAAAAAAGAUAAACAGUUUGUGAUGGAAGCAGUCUCUCGACAUGGAGCUGCAUUACAAUAUGCCUCAAAGGAAUUGAAAAACGAUAGAGAUGUUGUUUUGCGAGCAGUUCAGCAAAAUGCUGAAGCACUCAAGUUUACUCAUGAGAAAUACUAUUCCGAUUAUGAAAUUAUUUUGGAAGCAGUAAAGAAGGACGCCAAAACACUAUUCUAUGCUUCCAGUGAACUGAAAUGCAAUAGAGAAAUUGUUAUGGAAGCAGUCAGGAAAAACGGUCGUGCAUUAGUGAUGGCAUCAAAACAAUUCUUAAGUGACAAGGAAAUUAUUUUGGAGGCACUCAAGACCUAUAGUGAGAUAUUUCACGAUAUACCCCAAGAAUUGAAGAAUGACAUGAAUUUUGUGCUACAAGCUUCCCAAUAUUCCAUUUCUGCUUUAAAAUAUUUGCCAAAAGAGUACAAGAGCAACCGUGAAUUUAUUCUUCAAAUUGUGAAGCAAAAUGGAUCUGCAUUGGCAUGGACUGACGAAGAGUUAAAAUAUCACGACAGAGAAAUUGUUUUGGAGGCAGUGAGAAAUGAUGGUCGAGCCAUUUAUUUUGUCCCUAAAGAAGGCACAUUUUAUAAUGACAAGGAAAUUACAUUGCAAGCCAUUCAACACGGAUGUACUUUAGAAUUGGUAUCUCCAAAGUUUCACAGUGAUCGAGACGUGUUACUGACAGCAGCUCGACGAGAUGCUAAUUCUCUCUCUUUCAUUUCUACGCAAACAUCUCUCAUGGAAAAUAAUUUCGAGUUGUAUCAAGAGGUUGCAUUGGAAUGUGUGAAAAAAGACGCGGAUGUGUUUCAAUAUAUUUCUCCAACAUUAAGAAACAAUAAGGAAUUUAUUUUGACAGCGAUUCGACAAAACUAUCUAGUGAUUAGGAAUUUUACAUCACAAGAUUUCACUGAAUUUCAGAAAGAUUUAAACUUUGUAUUGGGCAUUAUUCAAAUCACACCUGCUGCUAUGCGUUGGCUCUCCGAAGAUUUGAAACGUGACAAAGAAUUUAUUUUGAAGGCAGUGCGACGUCAUGGACAGGCCUUAAAGUUUGCAACCUUACGUUCCAUUUCUCAGGAAGAAAAAUGGGAGCUCAUCAUUGAGGCAGUGAAACAAAAUGGAUAUGUUUCAGAGUAUACCGAUGAAUUGUAUUUGAUUCGAAUGUAUCAUUGUUAUGGUGAAGAAUGUGACAAUCUCCUUUUGAUUGAUCUCUCUCAUCGAACCAUUCAACAUUGA